Protobothrops mucrosquamatus (brown spotted pit viper) is the source of this 2768-nucleotide messenger RNA. RefSeq names its product KIAA1841 ortholog (gene SANBR). NCBI's taxonomy places the organism in Eukaryota, Metazoa, Chordata, Lepidosauria, Squamata, Viperidae. The coding region runs from base 1 to 2157 and encodes 718 amino acids. The record is from RefSeq and is a predicted model, not a curated record. The transcript is spliced from 20 exons.
AUGAACCGUGGAUAUAUAGAAAAUAAUAAUGUCCCACACGACAAUAAUCAAAUGGUUUUGGAUAUGAUUCUUUGUUCUUUACUUGGAGUUCCUCAGCCUGUCAACUGGGAAAAUGUGGCAAGAUUGGUUCCAGGGUAUUCAUCCAAAGAGUGUGCAAAAAGGUUUGAUGAGCUGAAAAGCAAUGGAAGUUCUCCAGUAGAUAACCAGUUCAAUCCACUAAUGGCUAGUGGUUUGAAACCUGUAGAAACACUAGCUGGUUAUAUUAAAUCAUCACUUCUUGAUGCUCAGGAUGAGUUACAAGAACCCUCUUGUGAAAAUGAUGCAAUUUCUUUAAAUGGAAAGUCAAGUAUAGCUUCCUCAAGGAAUUGCUCUUCAGAAAGUGAGAAAUGCCCUGCACUUAAAGGUGGAGAAAAUGCUGAUGAAACUGAAGGGCCAAAUAUGGUGAUCCAUGUGUGUGAUGAAGCAAAAAAUCUGAAGGAAGAUUUUGUUUGUCCACGUGAUCUAUUGAUUUCUGAAAUGAAGUACUUUGCUGAAUAUCUAUCAAUGGAUGCCCAACGCUGGGAAGAAGUGGACAUUUCAGUUCACUGUGACGUUCACAUCUUUAACUGGUUGAUAAGAUAUGUUAAAAGGAACACUAAGGAAUAUGAGGUUGAUGAAAUACCCACCUUAGAACCAAGCAAUGUCAUUUCAAUACUUAUUUCCUCUGAAUUCCUGAAGAUGGACUCUUUAGUAGAAAAAUGUAUUAAUUAUUGCCACAAGAAUAUGAGUACAAUUGUAGCUACGCCAUGCAAUAUGAACUGCAUUAAUGCUAACCUACUAACCCGCAUAACUGAUCUUUUCACACAUAAUGAAGUAGAAGAGGUGAAGGACAAGAGAGAUAAAUUUAAGAGCAAACUUUUCUGUAAGAAGAUAGAAAGACUGUUUGAUCCAAAGUAUCAGAAUGCAGAUUCUAAGGGAAACGCUGCAACCCUUUACAGGUGUUACUUAUGUAAGAAACUUCUUAUUAAGGAUACUGAAAGAAAAAUUCCAUGUAUUCCUGGAAAGAUUAAUGUGGAUCAGUAUGGAAAUAUACUCUAUAUUCACAUAAGAGAUAAAUCUUGGGACCUCCAUGAGUAUCUCCUGAGUCUUUUUGAAGAAUUAAAAUCAUGGCGAGAUGUAUACUGGCGUCUUUGGGGAACUAUUAAUUGGUUGACCUGUUCAAGGUGUAAUCAAACUUUCCUGUGCACUGAGUUUUCACAUUGCCAAUAUCAUCCUCAGCCAGUUCUCUAUCCUGGUGUAGCAAGUUCACUUGGUUCCACUGGUACCGGAAUGUAUCCCUGCUGUAACCAAAAAGCUCUUAGGUUUGAUCCUGCUCCUAUUCCAAAAGGAUGUAAAGUAAGAGAUCAUGUGAUUGGCUUGCCUCCUGGAGGUGAAGGUGGGGAUAAUGUGCCCUACCAGACAGCUAAAAUACUGAAUGAUCUGAUUCAUCACCGAAAUAUUAUUGUUCUGCCCUUUUCAAAAGACCAGAACAGCAAUUCUGGAAUAGGGCUGAAUGAUGAGAAGGGUUUUGAAUGUGAUAUUUUAUUGGAGCCAAAUUCAUCAUGGGGGCCCAAAGCAGGAGAAAUAAAUACUUUCCUUUCUCUGAAAAACUGGACUCUUCAGCUGAAACAACAAUUGCUGCUUUCAGAAGAUGAUGAAUACACAACUGGGUCUGAAGUCACAGAGGAUGAAGUAGGUGAUGAAGAAGAAGUGUCCAGGAAAACAGGGAGAAAAGAGAGGCCAAAAAAAAAUAUCAGAAAUCCAAAAAAGCAAGUAUCUUCACCUAAUAUUCAAAAGAAGGAAAAAACAUUGGAGAAGCCUAACUCUCGAGACACAUCUCCCUUUAUAAUGAGUAUGCAGCAGAGUAAGUGGGAUCCUUCUAGAUCACUAAGAUUCAAUCAAGAUGCUCAAAGGGAAGAAGAUCAGCGGCGAAUGAUUGAGAUAACAGGACAUCUAAUAAAAAUGAGGUUGGGGGAUCUUGAUCGCCUAAAAUCAAAAGAAAACAAAGAAUCUGCAGCUGGAAUUUAUGCAAGACUUGAAGCUCAGAUCAGAGCAGCAGCACAAGUCAAUAUUCGUCAGAAUAUUCCUGAAAAAAUUAUAAGGACAAAAGCUCGGUUUGGUCAAAGCCGUCCAACUUAAAAACAAAACCCAGAGAUUUUCUGUGCUGAAGCCAAAGCUGUCAUGGUUCCGACAGAUGAAACUCUGCUAACAUCGGAUGUUUUGCAUUGACAAAAGCACUUUUCUGCCUUCUGCAACUGCACAGGAUUCCAGAAUCUGGGCAUGCUUCUUCCGAAAGAUUUCAGUGACUGACAUUACCGUCUGCCAUGUUAAUUAUUCUGUUUUAAUGAAUUAAUACCAAAUUUACAUCUGUAGUAAGUUGUAAAUACACCAUUUUCUCUUAAGCAAUGGUGCAUUUAUAAGCCUGCAAAACAAAUGUAAAACCCUUAUUUGAAUGAGGGUGGAAAAAGUGGUGCUAAUGAAAUUAAGAAUUUCAUAUUUUGCUAUCAAUUUUUAGUAAUGGUCAAAUCUGGCCCUUUUAUAUAUUUAGUGCUUUAUCUGGCAACAAUAUUAACUUUUAAUGAUUUAGUUGUGUAAAAAUAAGACGGAAAUGCCUGUUAAAAAUCUUGAUCUUAUUCCUGUUCUGCCAGUAAGUUUUCCUCUCUACAGUGUUAUCUCUCAGUGAGACAGAAUGCAUGUUAAUAGAUGCUUCCUCACCAAACUUCCUUUCUUCAAUACUUAAAUAAAAAAUA